Fusarium redolens is the source of this 2503-nucleotide messenger RNA. Its product is annotated as fungal-specific transcription factor domain-containing protein. The transcript has 10 exons. Lineage: Eukaryota; Fungi; Ascomycota; Sordariomycetes; Hypocreales; Nectriaceae. Gene Ontology annotation, biological process: DNA-templated transcription; regulation of DNA-templated transcription. The record is from RefSeq and is a predicted model, not a curated record. Bases 38 to 2452 code for a protein of 804 amino acids. Gene Ontology annotation, molecular function: DNA-binding transcription factor activity, RNA polymerase II-specific; zinc ion binding; DNA binding.
GGAAAAAGACCCUUGUGUCACCGCAGAUUCCCUGAUCAUGACUCUUCGCCUCUUUCUUCAUUACUCCUCCUGUCCAAAUAUAUUCUUUAUCGUAGUUAAAACGCUCUUAGCCUCACAUCCAGAUAGCACGGCAAACUUGUUCACCAAGAUGGCUAGCUCUGACCCUACUAAUACCACGAAUGGGGGAGCAAGAGUGGUUCGCAGAAAGACUUCCGAAGCGUGCGAAAGAUGUCGUGAGAAGCGCAUCAAGUGCAAUGGCUUCCAACCCUGUGAGCAAUGUAUCAAGAAAGACGUGCAAUGUGUUUUUGCCUUUGCACCAUCAGCUCAGGCUUGCGGAACCGAGGCAAUCGUAGAAAAAUUGGAUCACAUACUGUCGCGUCUCGACAGGAUCGAAGAAGAACAAUCUCGCCAAGCCCAUGUUCUUGCUAGUUACUCGGGACCAAACGCGAAACAGCCCCCCUACCCCCGACAACGACGGUCCAGUGGCGUUGCACAGUUGAACCAACAGACUGGGUGUUUCGAGUACUAUGGUCAAACAUCGACAUUCACCAUCGCAUCUUGUCUAGGCAAGAGACUGAGGCAACUGGAAGACGUCCCAGAUGAUGAUAGUAGUAUCCGACCAACUACCCGACGCCGAAACAAUUCCGACCCUGAACACCAGACAUCACGCGACAAAAGCUCCAAGGGUCUUGUUCUGGAUGAAUUACCAGGCUUUUGCGACUAUGUCGUCCCGCUUAAUGCUCUACGUAGCGAUCGUUACCUCCUUGAGAAAGUCGCCGAUCGACAUACCAACAGUUUUUUCAGAACUAUUCAUUUCCUCCUGCCUAUUCUGAGUCCUGUCGCUUUCGAAACCCGGUAUAAAGCAUUACGACAGCUCUUUGGCGAUCGACGACUUUCCCUCGCCACUUUGGACGAUCCUACGCGGCCACAAUUUGUUUGUCUCAUGUAUGCCGUGCUUGCUCUUGGUGCGUUGUAUGAGGAUGAGCAAGAGGAUAGCUCAUCAUGGGCUUCAUGGUAUUUCGCGGAAGCUCAAGACAUGCUCGGGCGCCUACUCAAUGCUAGUAACCUUGAAUUAGUUCAGGCAUCGACACUUUUGGGCGCUUAUGCUCAGCAUGCAAUCAAGCCCAACUUGGCAUAUAUCCUCAAUGGUCUUGCGACGCGAUUAGCAUUUUCCAAUGGAUUAAACAUCGAAUCAUUGCAUAGCUCGCUUGGAAUCGAUACCCAAGAAGCCAGGCGUACCUGGUGGAUCAUUUAUAUCCAGGAAGUGGAACUAAGCCUUGAUUCCGGACGACCUAUGUGUCUUGGAUCGUCAGAGAUGAACAUGAAUUAUCCAAAAGCACAGCUCCCACCCGGUGGUGAGAUUGUUUCGGAGUCUAGCCAGGUCAUGUUCAUCCCGUUGUUGGCAGAUAUUAUCAAGAUAAUUAGGAAAAUCAUCGAUCUUUCUGCCGAGUCUGCCGAGCAGAGCAACUUUAAGUUAGAGCAGACAGAAGAACUACUUAGCGAGUUGCACCGUUGGAGGGCUUCGCUUCCCCAAUACCUUACUUUCGAGGACGAGAAUCAGGACGCGGUUCAGCAUGUCAGUGACAAAGAUACCCCGAACUCCCUGUAUACAUGGGAAUCAAGACAACAGAGUAGCCUCCGGAUACACUAUUAUCUCGCCAUCAUAAUUCUGCUCCAAGGCUCCAUUCCAAGAAACACCUCCGAACGCCAUGCCUCAAGCAGUCGACCGCUGUCUCAACGUCAUCAGUCAUCUUAUCUGAAUGCUGCGAGGAACAUGAUCCGGCAUAUUCAUGAGCUGUUAGCACUAGCACCGCACCUAAGACGUUGGACGUACUAUUGCUUCUAUUGUCUCCAAGCCACCCUUGUCAUUCUGCUCAAGGUUGCAGACGAUCAGCAUUGCUCUCGACGUCGUCAACGUAAGAAGUCUAAUGAUUCGAGGGGCUUGGGGCAAGUCGACCAUGAGACGGUUGAAGACGAUAGAAAUCUCUGCAAUCUUGCUGUCGAAGUCUUUGACUUGAUCAGAUUGAAAGCUUCUCAGCGUUGUGCUGACGUCGUGCGUCAUUUCCUUGACAAAUGGAGGCCAGAGGGGACAAUGAAUGACCCAGACGCUCGGCGAACUAGUAGCGGCGGGCUUGAUGAUUGUGGAAUGCAACAAGCGCCGUCACCAGCUGGAGAUUUCCCAUUACCCGUGGAAUAUCAUGUACCCUUGAACAAUGAGAAUGAGAGUUCAGAGAGUGUUGAGAGUGUCGACUGGAGUGACUCUACAUCGCCACAUGUCUCCUUAAGUGGGCUCCAGGCAGAACUUCAUGACGCUUUCUAUAGCAACCUGAACGAUGACUUUAAUUUCGCCCAGCAGCCCUCUUUUGUUGGUGUUGAAGGCUUUGGUGCUUUCCCAUUGGAACUGGGCACAAAUGGUACAGCGGACGGCUGCUGGUCUUUAUACGAUCAAUGACUCGAUGGAUCCAUAUAGCACAGGCCAAUCACGAUAGUAAAACAAAACAUG